AGAGAGAAAAAAAAAAUCUCUCACCACACCGCGCCGCAGCAGCCAAAUCUAGGGUUGCUUCGCUCGCUCGCCCGCCCGGCCCGCCCGCCCAUGGCCGACCCAACGACGGCGGCGGACGCGCAGCCAGAGCAUGCCCCCGCCGCCGAGAAGCCCCCUGCGGCGCCGCUGACUCCUGAGGAGGCGGAGGCGGAGACGGCGGAGACCGGGGAUGAGGACGAGGAGGAGUAUGUGAGCGACCCCGACGACGCGCCGCUCCCCGCGAUGCGGCGCCGGGAGGCCAGCGACGACGAGGGGUCCGAGGAGGGGAGGCGGAUCGGGUCCGACCGCGAGGAUGACGACGGGCAGGGCGCCGCCGAGGCGUACGAGGACGAGGCGUACGAGGACGAUGACGAGGAGUACUACGAUGAUUUGGGGGAGGAGGUCGGCGAGGGGUUCGAGGAGGAGUACGACGGCCGCGCCGAGCCGCCCAAGGAGGUCGCCAGUGCACAAGGGGAGGAGGGAGAGAAGGUGGAGGGAGAGGGGGCGGAGGCCGAAGGGGACGGGGAAGAGAAGAAGGAGCACGAGCCGUUUGCGGUACCCACUUCCGGCGCCUUCUACAUGCACGAUGACCGCUUCCAGGAGGAGAAUCGCGGACGACGCAGGAGAAUGUUUGGUGGGAGGAAGUUAUGGGACGCCAAAGAUGAUCAAGCUUGGGUACAUGACAGAUUUGAGGAAAUGAACCUGCAAGAGGAACGCUAUGAGGAUAAGCGAAUGUCAAGGGGUCGUUUUAGAGGCCGUGGUGGUGGGGGUAGAACUCGAGGCACUGGCCGCGGGUUUGCCAGAGGUGGAAGGUAUCGUGGUUAUAAUGAAGAUAUCAAUAACAACAACAACCAAAACCGACCCCAAAAGGUUGUUAGAGGGAGAGGACCUCGACGCUAUGAAGCUGUUGCAAAGAACAACCGAGAUGUUGUUGGAUUCCAACGGAAACAACCUGCAAGAUCACGAGAGUCAGCUGCAAAUGCUUCAGCUGCCAGAGAGAGUGGCCAAACUUUAAAUGUGCAGUCAGAAACAGUCCCUCUUAAAAAGAAUAUUGUCAAUUCAAGCUUGAAUUCUGCGUCACCACCAUUUUAUCCCUCUGGUGCUUCCAACCCAGAUUUCUCUGUGGCAGCUCAAAGAAGAGACAAUAUACAAGCAGGGGGUUCCAAUAAGAUCUUUCCAUCUUCAGUUAGAGGGGACGACAAUUUGAAGGUACAAUCUGGCCCAUCAGUUAGAGGGAGAACAACCAUGGAUUAUGGUGCACGUGACAGGUAUCAACAUGCUGAUGGUCCUGUUAGACAAUCUCCAAGGAAUGGAGGAACAUCGUUAAAUUCAUCAGGAUUUGCAGCAUCUUCAGUUAAUCAUGGUCAAUCUCCUAGAGCUCAAGGAGGAAAUGGGAUUCCUUCAAACAAUCAGUCCACUUCAUCUGUUCACCAACAUUCUAGGGUUCCUAUAUCACAGCAAAGCCACACAUCAGCCGUGCACCAAAAGUCAGGGCAAGUCCAGACUCAAUCUGCAAUGAGAAUACCAACUCAGCAGUUGAACCAUUGCACUGGCAACCCAUCAACUACUCAGCAUCAACCUGUUAGAUCAACUGAAAGUGGUGAGAAUGGUCUGUAUCCUAGUUCAAACAAAUCAAAUGCACCAUCUGGGGCAGGAAAAACCAAUAAUCAGGAAACUGGAAGGAGUUCCUUUAUGUAUGGUGGAGCCCAGGUUAUUGGGGCUGCUGGGGCUGUUGGUCUUCCCCAGGGUGAGCAAAAUUUUCCUGGCACUCCAGCUCUCCUCCCAGUGAUGCAGUUUGGCAGUCAGCAUCCUGGUGGUCUUGGAGUUCCUACUGUUGGUAUGGCCCUCCCUGGUUAUGUGGCUCAACAGCAGAUGGGAAUGGGAAAUAAUGAAAUGACAUGGUUGCCACUGUUAACUGGUGCAGCUGGUGCUUUUGGAGGAUCAUAUUCACCUUAUAUUGCUCUGGAUCCGUCCUUUUACUCCAGGUCUUCGGGACAGACCUCAUCGUCAGUUCCAUCCAGGGAAUCUAUCCCUAACAAGGGAGCUUCUCCUCCUCGAAAUGAUAUUGUGAAUGAAGAGCUUGAUCAUCGCCAGAACAAGCCUAGGAGAUACUCAGAGAUGAACUUUAGUCAGUGAAGCACCAUGUAAGGUGAACUGCAUCUGAAUAAGCUGCUUACGGCUAUAUUUUUAAGCCCUUAGUGAUCUCCUGUUUUGAUCUGGAGCACUUUGGGUGGCUUCUUGUCCUAAGUUAUGUUAGAGAAAUUGGUUAAAGUUGUCUGCCUUAUAUGAUUUAUACUGCACUUGAAGGUUAUAAACGCCUGUUUGUGCUGGUUUCACUUCACAGCAGACUCAGGGGUGGCAUUUGUUGCUUGAAUUGUGGUUUUGCUCGGUUGUGAUGCGUCGAGAAAUGUCAAAUUCGUUGGUUGCGUGUCUGAAGAUGUGGACAGUUCUUGAAGAGGGCUUGGAAUAAUGAUCUCCGUUGGUUGAUAAAGUUUGGGGUUUUUCAGUACAUCUUUUUAGUGACUGCACUUUGUGUCAAUCUGAUAUACCUAUCCUCUUAUAGUGGUAUUUGUAAGCACAAGUGGCUUUAUAGCUGCAGUUUGUACGUGUUGAACAAUGUGGAGACCUGGGUGCGAUUUGUGACAAGUUUACAGCUUGAAUGAGAGCAAUAGUUUGGUUUCAUCUUGGUAGCAUCAA
Oryza brachyantha (malo sina) is the source of this 2715-nucleotide messenger RNA. Its product is annotated as protein MLN51 homolog. Bases 91 to 2154 code for a protein of 687 amino acids. Gene Ontology annotation, biological process: mRNA processing. Lineage: Eukaryota; Viridiplantae; Streptophyta; Magnoliopsida; Poales; Poaceae. Gene Ontology annotation, cellular component: exon-exon junction complex. The transcript is spliced from 12 exons. The record is from RefSeq and is a predicted model, not a curated record. Gene Ontology annotation, molecular function: mRNA binding.